AUAAGCACAGCCAAUCCAGCUGACUCAGGGAUGCAGAUGUCCUGUACACAGCCCUGGUUCCUGUAGUGAUGCAUUAACACCUCCAGUAUAUAAACUCCUUCCCCUCGCAUCUGAGCACCUUCACAUCUGUGCCCUGCCCUGUUCUCUACUAAGGACUCCCAGAGAGACAAUAUGCUUAAGUUCAGUGUUGUGACGUUGCUGUUGCUUUCACCGUGCUGCUGGGCUGAUGAGGAGGCAGCAGUGGAGGACGGCCGGCUGGGAGAUCUUCCCGUCUCUGAGCUUCUGGAGAGAGCCAACAGCAACCUGGUCCGCUCCGCUGGGGGUCCUGUCCUGACGGAGGGAGACAUCGUCGUUGACGAGGAGGCCGAGAGGAACGCCGACCCGUGCACGUCCAGUGGCUGCAUGUGGCGCCCGUGGACGGACGGCAUGGUCUACAUCCCAUACUACAUCAACAACCAGUACUCUUCUCGUGAGAAGGCCAUCAUCACCCGCGGCCUGGAGUCCUUCUCCUCGUUCUCCUGUAUCAGGUUCAGACCCAGCCGCAGCUCAGACCGGGACUGGAUCAGCAUCGAGUCCAAGGGCGGGUGUUUCUCCUCCAUCGGUCGUCGUGGGGGGGGCCAGGUGGUGUCCCUGGCCCGGCAGGGCUGCCUCUACCACGGGACGGUCCAGCACGAGCUGCUGCACGCCCUGGGCUUCAACCACGAGCAGACGCGCUCCGACCGUGACCAGUACAUCAGGGUGGUGCUGCAGAACGUCCAGUCAGGGAUGGAGCACAACUUCAGGAAGAAGAACACCUUGAACCAGGGCACGUCCUACGACUACAACUCAGUGAUGCAGUACCACAGGUAUGCCUUCUCUAAGAACAACCAGCCGACCAUGGUGCCAAUCCCUGACGCCAACGUCUCCUUCGGGAAGGCCACGCAGAUGAGCCGCAACGACAUCGCCCGCCUCAACACCCUCUACAAGUGCUAUAAAACACAGUCCAGUGGCUCAGAACUCACAAACCGUGUUUCUGAACUCAAGAAACCUGUUGCUAUGAUGGUGAAGAUGUUUUUGGCUGUGUUUGCUCUGCUGCUGGCAUCAGCUGCUCUGGUCCAGGGGCAGACUGAGGAAGAGGGGGUCCGCCGCGAGAAAGUCCCUUCCCUUGGGAUGUCCGUGGGAGAGCUUCUGGAGAAAGCCAACCGAGGCCGCACUCUCCGCCCUAAUGAGCCUGUGGUGGUGGAGGGAGACAUCGCCAUCAAGACUGUGUCCGGGAGGAACGCCGACCCCUGCACCGCGCAGGGCUGCCUGUGGAGGAAGUGGACAGACGGCCUCGUCUACAUCCCCUACUACAUCGCCAACCAGUACUCGCCCCGGGAGAAGGCUAUCAUAAUCCGGGGCCUGGAGUCCUUCUCCGCCGUGUCCUGCAUACGCUUCCGGCCCACCAUCCAGAACGACGUGGAGUGGCUCAACAUCGAGUCUGAGAGCGGCUGCUACUCCUGGGUGGGUCGUCAGGGGGGUAAGCAGGUGGUGUCCCUGGCCCGGCAGGGCUGCCUCUACCACGGGACGGUCCAGCACGAGCUGCUGCAUGCCCUGGGCUUUAACCACGAGCAGACGCGCUCCGACCGCGACAAGUACAUCAAGGUGGCCUGGGAGAACAUCAUCGAUGAUCAGAAAUACAACUUUAACAAGCUCAACACGCUGAACCAGGGCACGCCGUACGACUACAGCUCCGUGAUGCAGUACGAGAGGUACGCCUUCUCCAAGAACAACAAGCCCACCAUGAUCCCCAUCCCCAACCCCAACGUGGCCUUCGGCGAGUCCCAGGAGAUGAGCAAGAACGACAUCAUCAGGAUCAACAACCUCUACAAGUGCUGAACGAGGCUGUGGACAUGAACUGCAGCUGAGAGCAGAUCCACUCAACGUUGAGAUCAAGUUGUAGGAACAAUAAAGAUUCUUUUUCUCA
This is a messenger RNA of Gadus morhua (Atlantic cod), 1945 nucleotides long. Its product is annotated as zinc metalloproteinase nas-9. Gene Ontology annotation, molecular function: zinc ion binding; metalloendopeptidase activity. Bases 172 to 1857 code for a protein of 561 amino acids. The transcript has 18 exons. Gene Ontology annotation, biological process: proteolysis. Lineage: Eukaryota; Metazoa; Chordata; Actinopteri; Gadiformes; Gadidae. The record is from RefSeq and is a predicted model, not a curated record.